AUGAUUGCUUUGGACAUUAUCAAAAUCUCAUCUUCAUUAACUUUGCUUUCUUUUGCCUUCAUACAGGCUAAUGGACAUGGUACUGUGGUUAUUUCACCGAACACAGUUAAGUGUCUCUCCAAACUUCCGGACAUCUCAUUUUUUUCGUAUCCUGAACUCAUUUCAAAAUUCGAACAUACUUCCAGUGGCUCAGAUGCUGUCUCAUCCUUCUUGCAGCAAGAGGAAUCUGAGCCCACACACUGCUCUUCAACUCUAGCAUCAGGCCGUGCUCAUCCUCUAUCAGUCUUUGCAAGUCUUCUCAAUACUGUGGUUGGUGAUGCGUUGGCUGAUAUACUUUUAAUUGAGUAUCUUCUGGCUCUUCGGUUUCUUCAAACAGAGGACCCAAGAACUGGUGACGAAAAUAAAGAAUAUUGCCAAUUGUCUGCCUGGCUUGCAGCUGGGGGGGAUUACACAGAACUACCAUCGUUUCAGAUUAAAGUGGCUUUACCCGAGCCAGGCCGAAUACUCACAGAAGAUGCAGAGCGUCGCGUAAAUAGCCCUUCAGCCUUGCAGGUUAGCGUUAUUUAA
Molecule: messenger RNA, 567 nt
Organism: Protopolystoma xenopodis
Lineage: Eukaryota; Metazoa; Platyhelminthes; Monogenea; Polystomatidea; Polystomatidae
Source: the annotation of a GenBank genome assembly